ACACUCUUGUGGCCCUUUAUGGAAGGUGCUACAAAACUCAAUCCAAGUCGAUUUUACAGCGAUCUCAUCGCCUUCAACAAGUCUCUAAAAAGUGAAAUAGUGAAUUUCCCGACAGUAAAUGGAGUGUCAAUAAACUUGUUUGCAUUGUACAACCAAGUGACCAGUCUUGGAGGAUACAGAGCAGUGUCAUCCUCAAAUAAAUGGAACGACGUGGCCAAUUCAAUCGGACUCCUCGGCCAUUCCCUCGCCUUUCCCAACCACCUCAGGCAAAUCUACAACCGAUAUUUGGAACCAUUCGAGCAAAGAGGCAACCGCGAUAACAAAUUAUUCGAAUCUCAAACAAAACGGGAAGUCGACAUGUUUUUUACCCUUCCAAUGCACUGCCACUCCAGAAAGGGUAUCAUAACUGUCGACAUUCCCAGAAUCAGCGAGUAUUUAUAACCCAACCUGCCACUUGGAAAUGUCUUUGCUUUCGGGGAUCCCUUCGUGUGUCAAUUUUGCCAUCAAAUGUGUUUUGGUGAUGACUUCAGAAGUGCCUCUCCCAAGAAUUGACUUUUGGAAAUGUCCUCAUCUCUUUGAACUCCUUCUGGCUUGGGUUGGCUUCAAUAAAGACCGUUCUUAUGACAGAGUGUUGGACUAUCACUGGAAAAGACUGUCAUUUGUCUCAUAU
Molecule: messenger RNA, 670 nt
Organism: Octopus sinensis (East Asian common octopus)
Lineage: Eukaryota; Metazoa; Mollusca; Cephalopoda; Octopoda; Octopodidae
Product: SWI/SNF nucleosome remodeling complex component-like
Exons: 2
Coding region: 19-441 (140 amino acids)
Molecular function (GO): DNA binding
Source: RefSeq, a predicted model, not a curated record